CGCGGGGCGGGGCGGGCCGGGCGCUGCUUCUUCACCUGCGCGGAGCCGGCGCGGCCCGGCCCGGAGGAGGCGGCGCCCAACCGGGACUGCCAAUCACCUCGGCGCCUGGCCGCGCCCCCGGCCCCGCCCGCCGGCCCGCGCCUCCUGCCAAACUGUUACCCCGAGUGCUACCGUCAGGAGCAAUGACAUCAGGGUUUUAAAACAACUUGUUAUUCGGGGAGUAAUCAGUUGCAAUUAGGCAUUAAUUAAGUAUUAUGAAAGUUGAUUAUUUAAGUGAAUUCGGCUUUCGACUCUCCGACUAUGAGUUUGGGACCAAAGAGAGGAGAAUGGAUCUCGGAACAGCUGAAGGCACCCGGUGCAGCGACCCGCCUGCCGGCAAGCCCGCCAUGGCAACCAAGCGCAAAGGCGGCCUGAAGCUCAAUGCCAUCUGUGCCAAGCUGAGCCGCCAGGUGGUGGUGGAGAAGAGCGUGGAGGCUGGUGCCCACGCCGAGGGCAGCCCGCUGCGGCCCCGGGAGAAAGAGCGCAGUAGUCCCGAGUCUGGGGUGGCCCGGGCCCCCCACAGCGAAGAGGACAAGAGGCGGGCGGUGAUCGAGAAGUGGGUCAACGGGGAGUACAGCGAGGAGCCAGCGCCUGCCCCCGUGCUGGGCCGGGUCACCCGCGAGGGCCUGGAGUUGCCACCCGAGGGCGUCUACAUGGUGCAGCCCCAGGGCUGCAGCGACGAGGAGGAGCCGGGUGCAGAGCCCACCAAGGAGGGUGGCCCGGAGAAGGACCCUGACGGGGUGGCGCCCAAGGAGGACAGAGCGCCCAGUGCCAAGCAGGCAUCAGGGGAGUCCUCCUCGCUGCGGGACUACGCGGCCUCCACCAUGACCGAGUUCCUGGGCAUGUUCGGCUACGACGACCAGAACACGAGGGACGAGCUGGCCCGGAAGAUCAGCUUCGAGAAGCUGCACGCGGGCGCCACCCCCGAGGCGGCCAGCUCGUCCGGGCUGCCCCCUGCCGAGGAGGCCCUGGGCAAGCGGGCGCGCUUCUCCAAGUACGAGGAGUACAUCCGCAAGCUCAAGGCCGGCGAGCAGCUCUCCUGGCCGGCCCCCGGUGCCAAGGCCGAUGAGCGGGCGGGCAAGGAGCCGGGCGCCCCCCUGCCCAGCCUGCGGCUGCCGGGCAGCACGGCCCACCUGGAGACCAAGGCCACCAUCCUGCCCCUGCCGUCGCACAGCAGCAUGCAGAUGCAGGGCCUGGUGGCCCGCGCCUCCAAGUACGACUUCUUCAUCCAGAAGCUGAAGACGGGGGAGAGCCUGCGGCCCCAGAACGGCAGCACCUACAAGAAGCCGUCCAAGUACGACUUGGAGAACGUCAAGUACCUGCACCUCUUCAAGCCUGGGGAGGGCAGCCCCGACAUGGGCGGCGCCAUUGCCUUCAAGACGGGCAAGGUGGGGCGCCCCUCCAAGUACGACGUCCGGGGCGCCCAGAAGCUGGGCCCCGCCAAGGUGCCGCCUGCCCCCAGCCUGGCUCCCGCCCCCCUCGCCAGCGUGCCCAGCGCCCCCGGCGCCCCCGGGCCAGGGCCCGAGCCACCUGCCUCCCUGCCCUUCAACGCACCCGAGUACCUGAAGUCGACCUUCUCCAAAACAGACUCCAUCACCACGGGGACCGUCUCCACCGUCAAGAACGGAUUGCCCACAGAUAAACCAGCUGUCACUGAAGAUGUAAACAUUUACCAGAAAUAUAUUGCCAGGUUCUCGGGCAGCCAGCACUGCGGCCACAUCCACUGCGCCUACCAGUACCGCGAGCACUACCACUGCCUCGACCCCGAGUGCAACUACCAGAGGUUCACCAGUAAGCAGGAUGUGAUCCGGCACUACAACAUGCACAAGAAGCGUGACAACUCCCUGCAGCACGGCUUCAUGCGCUUCAGCCCCCUGGACGACUGCAGCGUCUACUACCACGGCUGCCACCUCAACGGGAAGAGCACCCACUACCACUGCAUGCAGGUGGGCUGCAACAAGGUGUACACGAGCACCUCGGACGUGAUGACCCACGAGAACUUCCACAAGAAGAACACUCAGCUCAUCAACGACGGCUUCCAGCGUUUCCGGGCCACCGAGGACUGCGGCACGACCGACUGCCAGUUCUACGGGCAGAAAACCACCCACUUCCACUGCAGGCGUCCCGGCUGCACGUUCACCUUCAAGAACAAGUGUGACAUCGAGAAGCACAAGAGCUACCACAUCAAGGACGACGCGUACGCCAAGGACGGUUUCAAGAAGUUCUACAAGUACGAGGAGUGCAAGUACGAGGGCUGCGUGUACAGCAAGGCCACCAACCACUUCCACUGCAUCCGCGCCGGCUGCGGCUUCACCUUCACCUCCACCAGCCAGAUGACCUCGCACAAGCGGAAGCACGAGCGCCGGCACAUCCGCUCCGCGGGCGUGCUGGGGCUGCCCCCCGCGCUGCUGGGCGCCAAGGACACCGAGCACGAGGAGUCGAGCAACGACGACCUCAUCGACUUCUCCGCCCUGAGCAGCAAAAAUUCCAGCCUGAGUGCCUCCCCCACCAGCCAGCAGUCGUCCGCCUCCCUGGCCGCCGCGGCCGCCACCGCCGAGGCCGUGCCCAGCACCACCAAGCCCCCCAACAGCAAGAUCUCGGGGUUGCUGGCCCAGAGCCUGCCCGGCUCCCUCCCCCUGGCCUUGGCCCUCUCCAACUCGGGCCUCCCCACCGCUGCACCCUUCUACCCCCUCCUCCCUGGCCGGGGCAGCACUUCCCUGCCGGUGAACACCCCCGGCCUCCUGGGCGCCGUGUCGUCCGGGGCAGUGGCCUCGGCUGCCCCUGACACGCCUGCUGUGGCCGGCCCAGGAGCUGGUGACUCGGCCCCGGCAAUGGCCACCUCAACCCCGGCACCCCCCGCCUCCAUCAUGGAGAGGAUAUCCGCGAGCAAGGGCCUCAUCUCACCCAUGAUGGCCAGACUGGCCGCGGCCGCCCUCAAGCCCUCUGCCACCUUUGACCCAGGAAGCGGGCAUCAGGCCCCCCCAGCCAGGUUUCCCCCAGCCCAGGUGAAGCAGGAUCCCGGCGAGAACACUGGCACCCCAGGCCCCCACGAGAUCUCCCAAGACCGCAGUCUAGACCUGACCGUGAAGGUGCCCAGUAAUGAAUCAAAUGGCCACGCAGUCCCAGCAAAUUCAUCUCUUUUAUCCUCGCUUAUGAAUAAGAUGUCUCAGGGCAACCCCAGCCUCGGCAGCCUGUUGAACAUCAAGACGGAAGCAGAGGGAGGCCCCCCUGUGGAGUCCGCGCCCUUCCUGGGCAAAGCCGUCAAGGCCCUGGUUCAGGAGAAGCUGUCAGAACCCUGGAAGGUGUACCUGCGCAGGUUUGGCACCAAGGACUUCUGCGACGCCCAGUGUGACUUCCUCCACAAGGCUCACUUCCACUGCGUGGUGGAGGAGUGCGGCGCGCUUUUCAGCACCCUGGACGGGGCCAUCAAGCACGCCAAUUUCCACUUCCGGACAGAGGGAGCAGCGCCGAAAGGGAGCAUGGAACCUUCCUUACCGUCCUUCCCGGCCGCAGCUGCUGAGACCAAACCUUCCGGGGCCCCCUCGUCCCCUCCGGCUCCUCCCGUGACCGCGGCCGCGGCCUCCUCCCUGGAGGGGCCCACUCCCAGCCUGGCCGCCGUGCCCUGCACCCCCACCCUCCUCGCCUGGAAGCAGCUGGCUUCCGCCAUACCCCAGAUGCCUCAGAUCCCAGCGUCAGUGCCUCACCUGCCCGCUUCGCCCUUGGCCACGACUUCUCUAGAGAACGCCAAGCCCCAGGUCAAACCCGGAUUCCUCCAGUUCCAGGAGAACGAUCCUUGCCUUGCGACGGACUGCAAGUAUGCCAACAAGUUCCACUUCCACUGCCUCUUCGGGAACUGCAAGUACGUCUGCAAGACCUCCGGCAAGGCCGAGUCCCACUGCCUGGACCACAUCAACCCCAACAACAACCUGGUGAACGUGCGAGACCAGUUCGUGUACUACUCGCUGCAGUGCCUCUGUCCCAACCAGCACUGCGAGUUCCGGAUGCGCGGCCACUACCACUGUCUCCGCACCGGCUGCUGCUUCGUGACCAACAUCACCACCAAGCUGCCGUGGCACAUCAAGAAGCACGAGAAGGCCGAGCGGCGGGCAGCCAACGGCUUCAAGUACUUCACCAAGCGUGAGGAGUGCGGUCGGCUAGGGUGCAAGUACAACCAGGUGAAUAGCCACUUCCACUGCAUCCGCGAGGGCUGCCAGUUCUCCUUCCUGCUCAAGCACCAGAUGACCUCCCACGCCCGGAAGCACAUGCGCAGGAUGCUGGGCAAGAACUUCGACCGAGUGCCCCCAGCCCAGGGUGCCCCCAGCCUGGUGGACCCCGAGACAGACGAGUACAUGGAUUACACCGGCUGCAGCCCGGGGGCCGUGUCCUCAGAGUCGUCCACCAUGGACCGGAGCUGCUCCAGCACCCCCGUGGGCAACGAGAGCACGGCCGCAGGGAACACCAUCUCCAUGCCGACAGCCUCAGGGGCCAAAAAGCGCUUCUGGAUCAUUGAGGAUAUGUCGCCGUUCGGCAAGCGGCGCAAGACGGCCUCCUCCCGCAAGAUGCUGGACGAGGGCAUGAUGCUGGAGGGCUUCCGGCGCUUCGACCUCUACGAGGACUGCAAGGACGCGGCCUGCCAGUUCUCGCUCAAGGUCACCCACUACCACUGCACGCGCGAGAACUGCGGCUACAAGUUCUGCGGGCGCACGCACAUGUACAAGCACGCGCAGCACCACGACCGCGUGGACAACCUCGUGCUGGACGACUUCAAGCGCUUCAAGGCCUCGCUCAGCUGCCACUUCGCCGACUGCCCCUUCUCGGGCACCAGCACGCACUUCCACUGCCUGCGCUGCCGCUUCCGCUGCACUGACAGCACCAAGGUCACGGCGCACCGCAAGCACCACGGCAAGCAGGACGUGAUCAGCGCCGCGGGCUUCCGCCAGUUCAGCUCCAGCGCCGACUGCGCCGCGCCCGACUGCAAGUACCGGCUCAAGUGCUCGCACUUCCACUGCGCCUACCCCGGCUGCCGCCACACGGUCGUGGGCAUGUCGCAGAUGGACUCGCACAAGCGCAAGCACGAGAAGCAGGAGCGCGGCGAGCCGCCCGCCGGGCCGCCCGGCGCCGAGGGCCCCACGCCCGCCGCGCUCAGCCUGGACGGCUCGCUCAGCCUGAGCGCCGAUCCCGGCGCCUCGCUGCUCUUCCUGCAGACGGCCGCCGCCGGCCUGGGCCUGGGGCUCGGCGACGCGGGCGACCCCGGCCCGCCCGACGCCGCGCCCGCGCCCCCGCGGCCCCGCCCCGGCCCCGGCGCGCCCGGCCCCGCCGGGGAGUCGUCGCAGGAGGACGAGGAGGAGGAGCUGGAGCUGAACGAGGAGGAGGACGACGAGGACGACGAGGAGGACGACGACGACGAGGACGACGACGACGAGGACGACGACGAGGACGAGGACGAGGACCUGCGCACCGACUCGGAGGAGUCGCCGCCUCGCCGUAGCCCGCCCCGCGUGCGGGCGCCUCGGGGUGCCUGUGAACGGACGCGGCGCCCCCGGAGCGCACCCCCGCCGCCCCGGCCACCCGGCCACCGCGCCCACCGCCCGGGGACCGGCCACCGCGCCGUCUUCGCUGUGGGACACGAGCGUUAGGGAAAAGGAGCGCCCGCGGACCGGGCGCCACCCGCUCUUCCAGGCCCGCCCCCCGGGAUCUUGCCUCUUUAUUAUAUUAUUAUUAUUAUUAAUUUUUUAAGAAAUGAUAUUUAUAUGUAAAGCUUCCCUCUGUACAGAGCUAGAGGUCCCUGCGGAUUCCGGGCCGGCGUCGGGGGGCGCUCAGGGCUCGGGGCUUCGGCCUCGCCGGUGCUUGGGGAACCGGCCCCGUCUCAGGACCGAGGCCCGCGGCCUCCCUCUGGUGCUCCCGGGGCGCCCCCGGAUCGCGCGCAGCGCCGCGGCCCAGGACCGGGGCUGCCCAACGCCCCUUUUCUAAAGCUGAAGUUUGGGGAUCUUCUUCAGGGAAAUAGAAGGUGCUCUUGUCCGGGGUGGGAACGAGGAGCGGGGGACCCCAGGGGCGAGGCGGGGCGCAGGCCCCCGGGCAGCUGCUCCGAGCGAGCGCCCCUCCCGCGGCCCGCCCCACCCCCGCUCCCACCCCCGCGGGAUCCCUCGCUGCUCAGGAGCGGGCCCCCCACCGCUAAGCGCCGGGGGCGGGCGGCCCCGCAGCCUCCGGCCGGGCCUCCGGGGAGCGCAGCUGGGACCUUCCCGCCGGGCCCGAGGGGGAGGGCGGGGCGGAAGGCCCGGGCGACACUACAGGGGACCGCGAAGCAAGCGCGGAGUGAGCACAGCGGGGCCUGGGCGUGCUCCCCGAGGGCUCCGCUACGAGGGGGCCCCCACUUGUCUCCUUUAGCAACUCCCGGCGCCAAAGGGAAACCGAGGCUGUGGCCAAAAAAGGAGAAGUAGCCAGCGGGGUGUUGGGGGUGCAGACAGGACGGAUGCUAUUGUUUGGGGCUUUAAUAUUCAAAAUGGGGGGAAAAUACAAAAAAGUUGUACAGUAUUUUUCCUGUAAAGGUUAUUCUACAUAGAACAAAAAGAUUUAAAAAAAAUAAAUAAAUGAAUAAGGCAGGUGGGUGGUGAGAGCCCAGCCCGGCCUCCAGACAGCCCCCAGCUUGGAGAACUGGUGCAAUGUCUCCUGCAGGAUGUUGUUUAGCGUUUGUUUCCGAGGCCUUAACAGUUUGAGGCUGGCUGUUUUCACACUAGCACUGAUGGGAGCUGCGUGAUUCCAACUUUUAACUUGAAUUUUGUAGAGACAAGAAAAAAAAGGACUCUUACUGUUAAUACAAGUGUGUAGUUAAUUUAACAUUUGAGUUUUUCUCUCUUGGGCAUGCGUGUGGCUUUAUAGGGGGAUUUUCAGUUUGUAUUAUUCUUUUGUUUGGGAUGCUUCCUUGCUAGUGCCCCGCCCGGAUGUG
Messenger RNA from Choloepus didactylus (southern two-toed sloth), 6982 nucleotides. RefSeq names its product castor zinc finger 1 (gene CASZ1). Gene Ontology annotation, molecular function: DNA-binding transcription factor activity, RNA polymerase II-specific; RNA polymerase II transcription regulatory region sequence-specific DNA binding. Gene Ontology annotation, cellular component: nucleus. Bases 255 to 5675 code for a protein of 1806 amino acids. Lineage: Eukaryota; Metazoa; Chordata; Mammalia; Pilosa; Megalonychidae. The transcript has 20 exons. The record is from RefSeq and is a predicted model, not a curated record. Gene Ontology annotation, biological process: positive regulation of transcription by RNA polymerase II; regulation of neuron differentiation.